Molecule: messenger RNA, 3193 nt
Organism: Sinocyclocheilus anshuiensis
Lineage: Eukaryota; Metazoa; Chordata; Actinopteri; Cypriniformes; Cyprinidae
Product: cytoplasmic dynein 1 light intermediate chain 1-like
Exons: 13
Coding region: 68-1573 (501 amino acids)
Biological process (GO): microtubule-based movement; microtubule cytoskeleton organization
Cellular component (GO): cytoplasmic dynein complex; centrosome
Molecular function (GO): dynein heavy chain binding
Source: RefSeq, a predicted model, not a curated record
AAAGCAACGCUCGGCUCUGUGCGACACAUCCGGGGCUCAUUCAGGGGUGUCACUCAAGCCUGCGAAGAUGGCGACGUCGGGCAGAAAUACACUCCUAUCGGUUAGCACAAAUGUAAAUAACAGCACUUCCGAAAGCCAAAACCUCGAGGAGGAUGACGGACAGAAUUUAUGGUCAUCGAUAUUGAGUGAGGUGUCGACGCGCUCCCGAUCAAAAUUGCCGUCAGGAAAGAAUGUGGUGGUUAUGGGUGAGGUGGGGUCUGGUAAGACCACCUUGGUGGCCAAACUACAAGGUGUAGAAGAGUACAUGAAGGGCCGAGGCUUAGAGUACCUGUAUUUCAAUGUUCACGAUGAUGAUAUCGAUGAUCAUGCACGGUGUAAUGCAUGGGUGCUGGAUGGGGACCUGUACCACAAAGGCCUGCAGAAAUUCGCCGUAUCAACAGAGAACCUUGAGGACUCGCUGGUUCUAUUUGUGGUUGAUCUGUCCCGGCCCUGGCUGGCCCUCGAUUCGCUGCAGAAAUGGGGCAGCGUUGUGAGGGAUUUUGUGGACAAGCUCAGAGUUCCCCCUGAAACCAUGAGAGAGCUGGAGCACAGAUUGGUGAAGCAGUUUCAGGAAUACGUGGAACCAGGAAGCGACCUGGAAGCUGUGCCCCAGAGAAGGAAUCCUGAGUCCGAGGAAGAGAGCAUCCUGCUGCCGCUGGGAGACAAUACACUUACACACAACCUGGGCCUGCCUAUAGUGGUGGUCUGCACUAAGUGCGAUGCGAUCAGCACUUUGGAGAAGGAGCACGAUUAUAAAGACGAGCACUUAGACUUCAUCCAGUCUCACAUUCGACGCUUCUGCUUGCAGUAUGGAGCAGCGCUACUUUACACAUCCAUGAAGGAGAACAAAAAUCUAGACUUGUUAUAUAAAUACCUUGUUCACAGGUUAUACGGCUUUCCCUUCAACAUCCCAGCUCAGGUGGUGGAGAAAGACUCUGUGUUUAUUCCAUCAGGAUGGGACAAUGAAAAAAAGAUCGCCAUCCUGCAUGAAAAUUUCCAGACAGUAAAAGCAGAGGACAACUUUGAAGAUGUAAUAGUGAAACCUCCAAUUAGAAAGUUUGUACAUGAGAAGGAAGUUCAAGCUGAAGAUGACCAAGUAUUUCUACUAAAGUUGCAGUCUCUGUUAUCUAAACAGCCUCCAGUCACUGCAGGAAGACCAGUGGACCCAACAAACAGAGCUCCCACCGGCUCACCAAGGACGACCAACCGUUCGGCAGCGGCUAACGUGGCAAAUGUCAUGCCCAUGCAAUCAGGUACCAAGAAGAUUGAUCCCAACAUGAAAGGAGGUCAGACGAGUGAGGGUGUGCUGGCUAACUUCUUCAACAGUCUGUUGACUAAGAAAGCAGGCUCACCCGGCCCGGGAGGCCAACCUACAGGAGGAGGGAGCAACACACCAGGAACAGUCCGCAAGUCAGGCUCCAAGUUGGGGUUGACCGAUGUCCAGGCUGAGCUGGACCGGAUCGCCAACAAAUCUGACCUGGACUCCUCAGCCCCUAACGCCACCACACCCCCUGCCGAAAACGACGAAUCCUGAAUGAGAGGCGGGGAUUAUUCACCGGCAAGCUCCUCCCCCUUGACACUGCUCUCUCCACCCCCCAAACCUGCCUCCCUUCUGCCACCUCUCCUCCCUUCCUCUCCCUCACUCUUCCUCUUGAUCUUGUUCAGAAGGAGGAUUUAUUCUUGUUUAUUCCAGUGACUUGAAGCUGCAUGUCGGGCAAAUGGCGAUUGCUAUGUCUGUCUCCACACACACGCACACAUGUACAGCGGACGGGUCCAUAAAAAAACCAUAGAGACAGGGUUGUGGUAGAAGGACACUAGAUCAGCGUUGGACUCUAAAAGAGAGGAUUAGAGAGGAAAUGGGGAUGUAGGGAGAAGUCCGAAUUAGAAAGUGAAAGGGGUUUGUGAACUUAAGUGUAUCUGUAUGCAAGUUAGAUUUUUCCUUGGCUUUCGGUAGUGAAUUAUCUUAUAUGAAGGAUCCUGUUCGACUAAAGUAAAAGUCACUCGGCUUCUGAUAAACAAACGCACAUUUUUACUGAUCUAAACGUCUUACUAAGCCUCAUCUGAGCAAAAAAAUGAAAUAAAAAUAAAGGGAAACAUCUAAUUUCAGUCAGAGAGCGAUUCGGUCAAACGAUUCAUUGGAUGUGGUCACCUUGUGUUGGUGUUUGUUAAAUGGCUAUCUUUAGCACUAUCAAUACCUGGCCUAUUCUUAAGUGUAUCGAUCACAGGACCAGAACAAAUAUACUGACAUGAUUUCAAUGCUUUGUAAUAUCCAUAACCCCUUUUUUGCUGCUGUUAAACUGUCAACAGAGUCUCCAAGUCAGAUUGAUGUGAUCUGUUGCGUACAAUUAAAAGUAUCUAAAUAUUGCACUAUUACACAAUAGUAGGCAAUGACACUGAAAAUGAUCUCUUACAAUGCUGACUGUAGCAAAGUAGUGCAUUUAACUGGAGAGCGAGAGAGUUUUUAGCUUAGACAUGGUUUAUGAAGUCGUCUGUGUAACUGCUGAUCAAGACUAUUGAUGGGACUGACAACUAUGUCCGGUGUAAAAAAAAAAUAGUUUGUUUGUUUUCUAUGUUCAAAGGAGCUUGAAAAUUGGAUGUUUCUGUGUGUGUGUUCUCAUCUUUCAACUACAGCCGGUUAUGGCACUGUUUAUUAAUGGAUGCACUAGAGAUCAUGCAAACACUAUCAGUAUUAUGGUCUUUUCAUUGGUGUGUGUGUGUGUGUGUGUGUGUGUGUGUGUCUUGAGUGUGUGUGUGUAAGUUUGAGCAAAAUAAGUAAAUUCAGCAGGCGAUUUGUCUGUUUAGAGACUUUAACGGCUAGAAAUUAGUACCGCGAUGGGAAGGGAGGGGGGAGAGGCAGAGGUGGCAGGGCAGGUGAGAUCUCAGAUCACCCUCACCUGCAUGUACAGUCAUCAACCGAACUUCUUACGAGAGGGAGGGGGAAAUAAACAUACGCUAAUAUGGUCCUGUAAUUUCACAAGAUGUAGUGAUGUUUCUCUGGAUCAGGUCUGUAAUCAUUCUAUUAAAGUUGUAUUUAUUGGGAAUGGCUGCUGUCUGUGAGGUUCUUUUGUGUGGGUGGAGAGCAUUACGACACAGGAAGUCUGUGGUCUCAGCAAAAACCGAUCUUCUUUGGAACAGAAGUUCCAAACAGUUCAAC